Messenger RNA from Pecten maximus, 1337 nucleotides. RefSeq names its product complement C1q tumor necrosis factor-related protein 2-like. Gene Ontology annotation, molecular function: protein binding. The record is from RefSeq and is a predicted model, not a curated record. Lineage: Eukaryota; Metazoa; Mollusca; Bivalvia; Pectinida; Pectinidae. The coding region runs from base 7 to 1284 and encodes 425 amino acids. The transcript is spliced from 8 exons.
GUGAUAAUGAAUUGUGUUAUUGUCUUGUCCGUUGUAUUGGCGAGCCUGUGUGUUGGUGUUCACACUGACCAGUUACAGGAACUGAGAGACAGUCUGGAUGCGAUCCAGCAGCAGUACCAGUCGUGGCGGGAGGACGACGGGCGAAUCAUUCGUGAUCUUCAAAAACAAAUCGCAGACGUUAGAAAACAGAAUGAAGUGACGAAGAGAGAAGUUUUGGACGUAAGAAGGAAGAAUAAGUUCCUAUCAAAAAAGAUUGAUCAUCUAAAAAAGCUUUAUGGAAAUCUGCAGAUAAAAACCAACAUUCACGGGAGACGUGAUGCAAAGAAUGACGUUCCUCUCAAUCAUGGCUCCAGAUGGGCACAAUAUAAACCGUCCUUUAGUUUAAGUGACCACUUGCAUAUUAAACCAGUGUCCACACAGACACCAGAUCAUCAUCCCUGUCAACCAGCUACUGUUGAAAGCACCACCUCUACUACUCCUCCAUUUGUUCAUCACUGGUUGGGGUUUGGUAACCCAGUCACAGCUACAGCUACCAGCACUGCCACUCCUGCAGCAGUCCAUCACUGGCUGGGGUUCGGUAACCCUGUCGCAGGGCCCACUGGUUUAACUGGAGGAAAAGUGUCUUCAACACAAGCGACUGCCACAACACUGCAACAAAGAAACACGGGGUCACCUGCUCAGCUUGGGAGCACAGCUUCAACAAAUCAGCAAGGGAAAGCAGGAUCAAUAGCACAACAAUAUAGUACUCCGCAGGGAGUAUCAACAUGUCAGAAAGGGGAUAAUGGGCCCCCUGGACCGCAAGGCAUCAUGGGACAUACUGGACCACGAGGACCGAAAGGUGAACCUGGUCAGAAAGGAGAGGCAGCUACCGCAAUUAUAUCAGAUCGUGUUGCUUUCUACGCGACUGUUACCCAGACUAUAGAUGUAAGAAUGGGUAUGACGCUUACUUUCCCAAACGUCCUGACGAACGAGGGCAACAGAUACGAUUCAAACACUGGGAUAUUCACGUGCGGGGUGUCCGGAAUAUAUGUGUUCUCCUGGUCAACGGGUGUAGGGAAGAAUGAUUUCGUCAACACAGAAAUCGUGAAAAACGACCAAAUGGUGAACAUGCAGAUUACGACAGGCAUGUCCACACACGAGAUGUCGACCUCCCAUACAGCCAUCUUGUCGCUUCAGGACAACGACCGCGUACAAGUGGUGGUAUACCGGAUAAACCCGCAUGGCAGUUCUUUCAUAUUGGGUGACGCUUCCUCGUUUUCGGGAUUUUUGUUAUUUUCUUACUAAAAUAAAAAAAAAAAAGUGGCAUAUCAACCAAAACCUGAUUUUAAAAAAAAAAA